Messenger RNA from Rotaria sordida, 1539 nucleotides. The record is from the annotation of a GenBank genome assembly. NCBI's taxonomy places the organism in Eukaryota, Metazoa, Rotifera, Eurotatoria, Philodinida, Philodinidae.
AUGGAUACUAUUCCAAGAAACUUGAAUCGUGCCAUUACAAGCAAUCUGUUUGAUGCCAAGAUUGAUGAGGAAAUACAAUAUUUACCAAACAUCGAUUACGAAUGGGAAGAUAUGAUGAUUGGAGGUCCUCUUAGUAUCAAUUACAUGGGCUCUGUGAUGGCUAUUGCAAGCAAAAAAGACUUUCCAUUCGUAGCUGGUUUCAACCACACCUACAUGAAAUAUCCAACCUCAUUUCGCGCUACCCUCGUGCAAGUGAUGAAUGGCAUGCACAAAGCAUUACUUGGAGCUCACACGGGUAUGGAUCGAAUUCAAGCAAACAUGCGACAAAUUCCAAAAUCAUUGAGAACGGUCCUCAUACUUAUAACGCAAGCUAAACCAUCUAUGAUUAAGUCAAUGUUACCUACACAUUUGUUGAAUAUCGGUCAUUAUGCCAAUGACAGUGCUUCAAUUGCUCGAGCUACAUUAAGCCGAUUCGAAGAUCUUCAGGAUCUUCUUAGAGAAAUUUUUGAAUUCACCACAUUGACAGAUCAAAAAAAUAGGGAAGUAGCGGAACAACUACAAGCUGAAACUGAAGAAAUAAUGCGAAACCAAACGCAGAUUGAUGAGGUCAUGAGUAAUCUGGCAGCAGAAUAUAAAAGUGCUCGACAAAGAUUAGAGAAAGCGCAACAAGAUUAUCAUAGAGCCAUGAUGAAUGUUCCAGGUGGCCAAUGGAAUGAUUACGCUUGGCAAGUCUAUGCCGCGAACCGCCCUGCAAAGUCAUGUAGUGGUUGGUGGAUUUUUAGUCGAUGUAGUUCGCUUCGUGAACAACAAUUUCACGAAUAUACUCAGGAAGCGAAGAGGAAAGCUGAAGAAACUCUGCAAAUCCUUAAAGAAGCAGAGGACUAUAGCAAAGAACUUUUUAAUAAGCAAUUGAGUCGACAAAACGAAAUGGCCAUAGCCAUCAAUCAUUUGGCAACAUUAAACUUAGCAGAAAUGUCAAAUAACGAAAUAAUCAAGAUUCUUAUCGAUGCAGCUCAACAAAUUGCCAAAGUGCAAGAACAAUGGAGUCGUAUCACUCGAUUCUUCAGUAAACUUGCCAUGGAAACAGAAAAUACGCAGAAUGUAAUCCUGGAAAAUUUCCUUGGUAUCAUCGCCGAUUCGGAGAUGACUGGCAAACCACUUGAGCCAACAGAUAAGAUGCUUUAUGUUACAUUAUUGAUGGAAUCAGCAACAGAUAUCGAUCGAGACUCUCAUCUACUGUUUCUUCUGGCUAAGACUUAUACAGAUGUGUCUAAUGAGUACAUGAUUGAUCAAGUCGCUGGAUUUAUUGGUUUUGUCUUUUUGCAAACAGAUGCCGAACGAGACAACCACUUGAAAGAAAUGAUCAACAAGACGGUAUCAACAUCGAAUCGAAUCAAGGAGCUUGCAACUGAACGACAGACAAAAUAUUCAUUGACAAGUUUAGCUCGCCAACAACAAUACACAGAAUUUGUCAAAGAAGUAGAUCUACACGAAGCAAUUGAUAUUCUUAGUGGCAUUGGAGUUGGUAAACGUCGAUAA